AUGCGCCAAUCUCUCCGCCGGUCCUGUGCGGCAUGUGCCAGAUCAAAGUCCAGCUGCGAUCUCCGCACACCGCGCUGUUCCCGCUGCAUCAAGCGUCAAGUCGAGUGCGCAUAUGCGAACGAACCUUUGACGGGUCCGGCAACUUCCGGGUGGCAGGAAGCAUCAACAAGCCUGCUAGAUGGGUCCGGCACUUUAACUAACUACAGAUUCGGGUCGCUUGAUCCUUUUGAUUCGUAUCCGCAGACUAGACUUCCUCGAGAACACGUUCAACGGUUGAUCUACAACUUCCUCCACAAAAUCGCCUUCCAAUACUACCCUCUUGACCUUAAUGCGACUUCCAAUCCAUUUCUUAUCUCUUGGUGGCCACUUGCCCUAGGGGAUCCCGCACUAUUCCACGUCUCUCUACAGACAGCAUGUCUCGAUGAAGAGUUGUUGGCCCAGAAAGGCUUUCAGACCUCCGAACUUCUCAUGGCAGACUCAGUGGCCUUGCUGCGACGCAAGGUUAAAUAUAUGUCGUUAGCUGUUCAAGAUGGUACUAUGAACUCAGUCAUAACCUUGGCAACCAUCGAGUUCGGCAAGGGAAAUACAAAAGUCGGCGAAAUGCAUGUCAAUGGAUUGAAAAAGCUGGUCGAUAUGAGAGGUGGCAUCAACGCAGUGAGGCAGACAAGCCCGCUUACCGCGAGAAUGAUCAGCUGGGUAUCGAUGCUCAUUAUGGGUCAUCCUCAAUUCGAGACCCAAGAUGAUUUCGGCAUUGGAGACGGCAUCCCUCCAAUCCCGGAAUGGCAGUUCAACUCGACAGUGAUUGACGAUCAACUAUUUGAUCUUAGCACCAUAGAAGUGGACUGUGUCGUUAAGAAUGUCUUCAAUCGUCUGCGCAACAUCUUCCACCGAGUGCGCAACAUACCUUUCCCAGCCACACAACUUCACGACCUUACUUGUUUUGUCAUCCACCGACUCCUACUAUCUGCUCCAGCUACGAUAAUACCCGCGCCAUCGCCGAUGACGGAGUCCAUUCGCUACGGAAUCAUACUUUACAUGUUCACCGCCCAGGGGCCAACAUAUUACUCGCAUGCUGUCAUACUAAAUACGAUUCUCAUUCGAUUCCUGGAGAACCUCGAGCAUCUUGCGUCCACGCCUCGUGUGUAUCAUUCAUUUGAUGUGUGGUUUGCUGCGGUCGGGAUGGUGGCUUCAGCUGGCACAGCUCAUCACCAACAAUUCAUGGAGAGGGCACGAGGUAUAGCUGCCGCUCUACAACUGGCAAACUUUGGUGACACCCUCAUCCACAUUAAAACUGUCUUGUGGUUGGAGAAACCGCAGAGUGAAGAUCUCUUUCGAUCCCAUUGGAACACUAUCCUCAAUCCCACAGAUCAAUCGGUAGUAUCAGACCUCUCGAUGUCGGUCUCUCCAUACAGCAGUAGCGUGGAAUUUAUAUGA
Molecule: messenger RNA, 1434 nt
Organism: Penicillium hordei
Lineage: Eukaryota; Fungi; Ascomycota; Eurotiomycetes; Eurotiales; Aspergillaceae
Product: Zn(II)2Cys6 transcription factor
Exons: 4
Coding region: 1-1434 (477 amino acids)
Biological process (GO): regulation of DNA-templated transcription
Molecular function (GO): zinc ion binding; DNA-binding transcription factor activity, RNA polymerase II-specific
Source: RefSeq, a predicted model, not a curated record